Molecule: messenger RNA, 1098 nt
Organism: Colletotrichum graminicola M1.001
Lineage: Eukaryota; Fungi; Ascomycota; Sordariomycetes; Glomerellales; Glomerellaceae
Exons: 2
Coding region: 1-1098 (365 amino acids)
Source: RefSeq, a predicted model, not a curated record
AUGGCCUCCUCUUCCGCCGCCUCGUCGAGCGUCGACGUCACGGGCUUCGACCCACAGCCCAAAAGCCCCCUGUUCAGCGUCCUCCCCGGCGAGGUCCGCAACGACAUCUUUGCCCUGGCGCUCAUCCAGUACGACAACGACGACGACGCCUCCGCGUACCCGGAGGACUCGUACUGGUACCGGCCGGGGUUCCGGGGGCCGAGGCGCAGCAGCAGCAGCCUCCUCCGGACGUGCAAGCUGGCCUACGCCGAGGGCCAAAAGGUGUUCCUUAGGGAGCAGGAGUUCGCGUUCUGGUUCGACCGCGGCCCCGAAGGACGGACGGGCAACGACAGCUGCGAGCGCUUCUUCCUCGGGCUCACGGCGGAGCAGUCGCGCGACCUGCGGCGGGUGCGGUUCUUCGCGCAGAUGUUCUGGCUCGAGGGGGGCGACAACCUCGCGUUCCUCUUCUCGCAGCCGCGGUUCCGGCCCGAGUCCCUGACGGUGACGGUGCGGUACUCGGACUGGUGGCACUGGGAGCACGACGCGCCGCUGCGCAUGCGGGAGGACUGGCUGCGCGGGUUCCGGGGGCCGCCGGGCCUGCGGGAGCUGCGGGUCGAGUACGAGACGCUGGCGGGCAAGAGGGACGAGAUGAUGGCCAUCGUGGAGCGGAACAAGAGGUGGAAGCUCGCCGUCGGCGGGAGGCGGAGCGUGGAGUGGGACGAGGACGGGGUGGAGGAGGAGGUGUGGGACGAGGACGAGGGCGGGUACCUGAGCGCCGAGCAGACGGCGCUGGAGGAGUGGAGGUGGACGGGGACGAGCCGGCUGGGGGGCAGGGAGUGGGAGCACCACGGGGAGGGGGACACGGUCGAGUACGUCGUCGUCACGGACACGUGGAGGUUCGUCGAGGGGGCCAUGAGCGAGGCGGACCGGGAGGGGCGCUUCGAGCAGCGCCUGGACCGGGAGCGCAACAUCUACCGCACCGCGGACUACGACGUGGCGCGCGAGAUACGGGACAGGAGGCUCCGCGCCCUGGCCGCCCGGCGCGAGGUGUUUCUCCACGAGGAGGCCCAGCGCGAGCUCCGCGCCGCGGCCUUCCAGCGCGGCAUGGCGCGCCGCUAA